Hyposmocoma kahamanoa is the source of this 1742-nucleotide messenger RNA. RefSeq lists its product as uncharacterized. The coding region runs from base 289 to 1119 and encodes 276 amino acids. NCBI's taxonomy places the organism in Eukaryota, Metazoa, Arthropoda, Insecta, Lepidoptera, Cosmopterigidae. The transcript is spliced from 8 exons. The record is from RefSeq and is a predicted model, not a curated record.
CGACGUCCUCCCGCGCGCACGCCUCUAUAACGUCUGGCAGCUGAUUCAAAUAAAAGGAAAAUAAAUUUAAUUUUCACGAACGCACAGUUCGCUUUUCAAACAUAAGAAGCGAUGAAUUUUUGACGUUCAUUUUUUUCCAUUUAGAGCAAUAACUUUUGACAAAGACAAUAAUUUAUUCUGUCAGCAAUUGAUGACAAUAACUUUGGACUGAUAAGUCAGACUGAUAAUUUUUUCAUUGGAUCGUAAGUGACUGUGAGGCAACUGGUGGGCGCUAAGGCAUACAACAGGAUGUGGUCGUUCUGGCGCGCGUGGAGCUUGACGAUGUAUGCGUGCGCUGUGCUUGCUCAGCGCAUCGACCAGGAACCGCUGCUGUCGCCGCGGCCAGCACGGGUCCGCGACCGCGAGCUCGCCAAGCCCGAUGAGCCAACUUGCGAUCAGCUCAAGGCUAUGUGGAGGUUCUCGAAGCGGCAAGCUCGGGCGCCUGAGAUCAUGAACGAAGUGAGCUCAUACCGCGACCCGCUUAUGUACAACGAGUGGCCGGUGUACACUGCCCUGCCGAGGGCUGCCCCCAGGUUCCGGUACCACUACCCUCAAGUUCCACGGGAGGCGUAUGGCAGGGUUGUCACCAAGGCCCCUCCGAACGUCGUGCGCACCCCUGAUUACGAUGAGAUGUUCGGCAUGCUGAAUGUUCCCCACACAUCUGGCAAGAUCCUUCGGUACUCCGGACCCUCGCGGCCACGACCCACCUUCAUGGUGCCUCCUCAGCGUGACAGAUUCGAAGCCCUGAAGAAAUUGAUCCGCCAAGAACACGUCCGUGAGCUGCAGAGGAAGUACGAGACAGAACAGAAACAGGAACUCAAGGAGCUCGCUUCAGGACGAAGUGACGACUAUGUGUAUGGAAGCUAUGGCGAACAAGAACCUCGUGGUCUGCAGACGUUGCAGGUGGAAUACCCGGCUGAUGAGCCCAGCGCCAGGCACAGCAAGAAACCUCCAUCUGGAAGCCGCCAAGUAUCCCAAUUCUCUCGCUACUCUGAUGUCAUGUUGCCGCCGGCCCGUCGCGCCUUUUACCAUCCUCUCUUCGACUACCCAGCUCCAGAGAUCGUUCCCUACGUAUACUGAACCCUCCACACCUCCAUUCCGAGAGGAAGAACAUUCUAGCAUCUUCUAGAACCACAUAGAUUCAACGGAGGAAUUCUCGUUUGUACAAAAUAACUUCGCGGGCUUUAACUCCAAAUAUCAAUAUGAAUUGCCAUAUCAGAAGCAUAUCUUUUUAUACGCUUUCGCUUGGACAAAUAUUCUCUUAUAUAAUGCGAGCUUCCUUUCCUUAUACCUUCUUGCAAUAUUUUUAUACUUAUAAAAGAAAGCGAGAGUUUUCGAUGUAGAUAUGCUCUGAAUUUUUAAUAUACCCACUUUGAAUAGGUAAUCGCAUUGUAUUUUUCGAUAGGUUUAAGAUUUGAAAGGAGAGUAUCCUGGAAUUUAAUAUUCUAGUCCAUAAUAAGGCUCUAGGCCUAGGACUUAUAUUGGAAAUUAAUACGAUACUUCCAAAUAAGACAAUAAUAGUGCAUGUAUUCGUAUACAAAAUUGAGCAAUUAUAAAAUAUCCCGUCAAUUUCAAUUGUAUUAGAAUUUGACGAUAAAAAAAACAGACAAUAAAAAUGUAAUGCAACCGUAUGACAAUAAGGUGAAUGUUUUACAAAUGAUGUUUAAUAGGAAUUAAGCGUGUCUUAAAGAACUCUGUGUUUA